AUGUCCAAGCCAGAGAACUAUUAUGGUCAAAAACCCAUGCCAAGAUCUCUGACUGAAAUCCAGAAAUGUACAUUGGAACAGAAAUUGUCUUGUGUUUAUCAGCCCUUGAUAGAGACACAGUUAGAGAAUAUCAUUCUUGAUGAGCUUCAUCUCAUGCUUAGAAUCACAGGUGAGAUUAGUAUUACAUUGUAUGAUUUGGGCAAUCUAUAUGAAUUUCAGUUACAGGCUAAAAUAUUCUCUAAAGAAAGAUACCCCUUCCCCAGGACCUGAUAUUUUAACAUGUAUAUAAGUCACAUUAAACUUUCUAGGUGAAAUAUUUUUGAGACCGUAAUUCAAAUUAUUCCUUUUUGUGUUCAUACCGAUACUAUUGAUGUCCUGACCAAAAAUCUGGUUUCAGCUGCUAUCAACUGGGAUAAGGCAGACAAUAUGAACAAAUGCCCAUGUGAAAGGACAACUGCACACCUAGAUGCCCUAAUAGGUGCUAUAAACAACUGCAGAGUUUGUUUUCAAGUAUGGGAGAAAAAGGAUACAGAUGGCAAGAGGAGUGGAACAUAUGAUUUCACAAGCUUAAUGGGGAAUGAUAAAAAACUGCUUUUGGAGCCUUCACAAAAAAUUGCCUGGUGUAAUUAA
Molecule: messenger RNA, 630 nt
Organism: Paramuricea clavata
Lineage: Eukaryota; Metazoa; Cnidaria; Anthozoa; Malacalcyonacea; Plexauridae
Source: the annotation of a GenBank genome assembly